Daucus carota subsp. sativus is the source of this 2700-nucleotide messenger RNA. RefSeq names its product pyrophosphate-energized vacuolar membrane proton pump. The coding region runs from base 169 to 2460 and encodes 763 amino acids. Gene Ontology annotation, molecular function: diphosphate hydrolysis-driven proton transmembrane transporter activity; inorganic diphosphate phosphatase activity. NCBI's taxonomy places the organism in Eukaryota, Viridiplantae, Streptophyta, Magnoliopsida, Apiales, Apiaceae. Gene Ontology annotation, biological process: proton transmembrane transport. Gene Ontology annotation, cellular component: membrane. The transcript is spliced from 8 exons. The record is from RefSeq and is a predicted model, not a curated record.
UCCCCUACGUAUCUUAAGACACACACACAAACAAUAACACAUACUAGUGUAUAUAUAAGCACAUCCAUACGUUACCCAAACCAAAUCACAUUCACAGUGAGUUUCACCCCCCUAUAUUCUCUCCCCUCUCUCUAUCACACACUUAUUUUCCGGCGAGUUGUCGCAGCCAUGGCGGGAGAAUUACUCUCAGAUCUCGGCACCGAGAUCAUCAUUCCGAUAUGCGCUAUUAUCGGAAUAGCGUUCUCGCUUGUCCAGUGGGUCCUCGUCUCCAAAAUCAAGGUCACGCCGGAAAAGUCUCCGGCCGACAACAAAAACGGCUUCACCGAGUCCUUGAUUGAGGAGGAGGAAGGGAUUAAUGACCAUAACGUCGUCGAGAAAUGCGCCGAGAUACAGAACGCUAUUUCGGAAGGAGCAACUUCCUUUCUUUUUACAAUGUACCAGUAUGUUGGUGUUUUCAUGGUUGCCUUUGCAAUUUUAAUCUUUCUUUUUCUCGGAUCUGUGGAGGGAUUCAGCACAAAGAGUCAGACUUGUACAUAUGAUACCACCAAAACCUGCAAACCUGCUCUUGCAACUGCUGUAUUCAGCACUAUAUCUUUCUUGCUCGGCGCUGUCACCUCUGUAGUUUCUGGCUUUCUUGGAAUGAAAAUUGCCACAUACGCAAAUGCCAGAACAACUUUGGAGGCACGAAAGGGUGUAGGAAAGGCAUUUAUUGUUGCUUUUAGGUCCGGUGCGGUAAUGGGAUUUCUCCUUGCUGCAAAUGGUCUUCUAGUUCUGUACAUUACUAUCCUCCUAUUCAAGUUAUACUAUGGCGAUGACUGGGAAGGUCUUUUUGAGGCAAUAACUGGUUAUGGACUUGGAGGGUCUUCCAUGGCGCUUUUCGGAAGAGUUGGUGGAGGCAUCUAUACCAAAGCUGCCGAUGUCGGUGCUGAUCUUGUGGGUAAAGUGGAGAGAAACAUCCCGGAAGAUGACCCCAGAAAUCCAGCGGUGAUUGCUGAUAAUGUUGGUGACAAUGUUGGAGAUAUUGCUGGUAUGGGAUCCGACCUCUUCGGUUCUUAUGCUGAGUCAUCUUGUGCUGCCCUUGUUGUCGCUUCAAUCUCUUCAUUUGGCAUCACUCAUGAUCUCACUGCAAUGUGUUAUCCUCUGCUUGUCAGUUCUGUGGGAAUUAUUGUUUGCUUGAUCACCACACUAUUUGCAACUGAUUUCUUUGAAGUUAAGACUGUAAAAGAGAUAGAGCCAGCAUUGAAGAAUCAACUCAUUAUCUCCACUGUGCUAAUGACUAUUGGUGUAGGAAUAGUUAGCUGGAUUGCUCUUCCUUCAUCAUUCACCAUCUUCAAUUUUGGUGCUCAAAAAGAGGUUAAGAACUGGCAACUUUUCCUAUGUGUCUGUGUUGGUCUGUGGGCUGGGCUUAUUAUUGGGUUCGUCACUGAGUAUUACACAAGCAAUGCUUACAGUCCUGUUCAAGAUGUUGCUGAUUCCUGCCGAACUGGAGCUGCCACUAAUGUUAUUUUUGGUCUUGCUUUGGGAUAUAAGUCUGUUAUCAUUCCUAUCUUUGCCAUUGCAAUUGGCAUUUUUGUCAGUUUUAGUUUUGCCGCUAUGUAUGGUAUAGCAGUAGCUGCACUUGGAAUGCUCAGCACUAUUGCUACAGGGUUAGCCAUCGAUGCAUAUGGUCCCAUCAGUGACAAUGCUGGAGGCAUUGCAGAAAUGGCUGGAAUGAGCCACAGGAUUCGUGAGAGAACUGAUGCUCUUGAUGCUGCAGGGAACACCACUGCAGCUAUCGGAAAGGGUUUCGCCAUUGGUUCUGCAGCUCUUGUGUCCCUUGCGCUCUUUGGCGCAUUUGUGAGCAGAGCAGGAAUAUCGGUGGUAGAUGUCCUGACACCCAAAGUUUUUAUUGGUCUGCUGGUAGGUGCUAUGCUCCCGUACUGGUUCUCAGCAAUGACAAUGAAGAGUGUUGGCAAGGCAGCUCUUAAGAUGGUUGAAGAGGUGCGCAGGCAAUUCAACACGAUCCCUGGUCUCAUGGAAGGAACUGCCAAGCCCGACUAUGCAACCUGUGUCAAGAUCUCCACAGAUGCUUCCAUCAAAGAAAUGAUCCCUCCUGGUGCUCUUGUAAUGCUUACUCCCUUAAUUGUGGGGAUAUUCUUUGGCGUGGAGACACUUUCAGGUGUCCUCGCAGGAGCACUUGUGUCUGGUGUACAGAUUGCAAUUUCUGCCUCCAACACUGGUGGUGCAUGGGAUAAUGCCAAGAAAUAUAUUGAGGCUGGAGUUUCCGACCAUGCAAAAAGCCUAGGCCCCAAAGGAUCUGAUCCACACAAGGCUGCUGUGAUUGGUGACACUAUCGGGGAUCCUUUGAAGGACACAUCUGGACCAUCACUAAAUAUCCUCAUCAAGCUAAUGGCAGUCGAAUCACUUGUGUUUGCUCCAUUUUUUGCGACUCAUGGGGGCUUGCUCUUUAAGCUAUUCUAGAAGAAUAAAGAUACCGCGUGUCAACCCCAAUGUGGUUCUCGAUCCCAACUUCCUAAUUCCCUUUUGUCUAUUUCUUGUCGCAUGUUUUAACUUUCUUUCAGGUGUAUGUAGUUUAUGGAAGUUGUUAUAUUUCGGAGUCGUUAAUUGGUGAAGCUUAGUUUGUUAAGAGAAAUUUUCCCUCUUGGGGUUGAUUAUGAAUUAUGAUAAUGAUGAUAUGAGAACUUGCUUUCGCUUCUUCAA